Rotaria socialis is the source of this 600-nucleotide messenger RNA. The record is from the annotation of a GenBank genome assembly. NCBI's taxonomy places the organism in Eukaryota, Metazoa, Rotifera, Eurotatoria, Philodinida, Philodinidae.
AUGUCUAUCGCCGAUAUUCAAGCGUUACUUGGCUCCGAUGUACUUGUACUUGUUGGAGCACCGUUGUGUGGUAAGGGUACGCAGGGUAAACUUCUCGGCAAAGUACUCGAUCGACCAUACGUUUCAUCUGGAGAUCUUUUUCGUGCUGAAGUAGCAAGUGGAAGUGCACUCGGUCAGCAAAUACAUGCUUACAUGGAAUCUGGUGAGUUGAUUCCAAACGAUCUAACAACAGAAUUUCUGACUACAAAAUUAAGUGACAAGGUCUACCACAAAGGUAUGAUCUUGGAUGGUUAUCCUCGUAAUUUAUCUCAUCUUCCUCUCAUUGACAACAUUUUGGCAAAUUUGAAUGAACGCAUCUUUACGGCAAUUUAUUUGGAUGUGCCCAAGACAAAACUUAACGAACGUCGUGCGCAUCGUGGCCGAACCGAUGACGAUGGUGAUACUUUUGAACAUCGUUAUGCUGUCUUUCAAGACGAAACCGUACCUCUAAUUGAUGCGCUUAAAUCAAGAAAUCAACUCAUCAAAAUUGAUUGUAACGAUGAAUCUCCCGAAGAAAUUAGUCAACGAAUCAUAUCAGAGCUAUCCGCUCUGUGCAUAUAG